Molecule: messenger RNA, 678 nt
Organism: Auanema sp. JU1783
Lineage: Eukaryota; Metazoa; Nematoda; Chromadorea; Rhabditida; Rhabditidae
Source: the annotation of a GenBank genome assembly
AUGGACCAAGGUAACUUAGAGUUUCGGGAAGAUGCAGCUGAUUACAUUGUUCUAACUGUUAUACACAUAAAAUAUUUGGCAAUAUUUGCAAAUUUAUUUGGUUUAGUAGUAGUUGUAGCCAUAUUUGGCUGUGGAUUCGCAUUCUUUCCAUGGGCCUUAUACGAUACAUCAUUCGAUGUUAUUGCAUUAUUUGGUUUUUUCAUAUUUGUUAUCUCUGGAAUUACAGUUCAUUGGUUAGCUUUAUACUCAAUCCAUGCUACAAAGUAUCGUCUGAUGAUUCCCGUAAUCAUAUUCCAUUCAUUCAUUAUAGCUCUUGAAGGAAUUACAGUUUUGAUUGCAAUUGGAGAGUUAGUUGCUAAUCAGAAUGUAACUAUGGAUGAAAAUGACUUAGCGGCUAGAUAUGUAUUAAUUACUAAUCCAAUAAGUAUUUUGUAUGGAGUUCUUAUGAUCUAUAUAGUUGUUCGUGCGAAGUUCUAUGUUCGCAACAAACAUCGCCAUAUUCGAAAUGGAUUACCACCGCCUGUAAUGGAAGUUUCGCGUGAAGUUGUCUUUUUUCGAAACAAAAUAUUUUCGACAUCAGAAAAUUCUUCGAGUGAAGACGCUUCUAAUGCUCGUUCAACCGAUGACGUCAUUAUUGAAACAUCAUCAGAAACACAGGAAAAGCAGACUAGCCACUGA